AGGCGGUAAGGCCGGGCCGCUGCGUCUCUGUAGCCGCAUGUUGUACACUCGCAGCCCGGGAGACGACUCCUGUCGGUGCUGGUUCUCUCUGGUUGCGCGGCGUUGAAACGAGCUCGCGCCGACGAUAGCGGCCCCGGCCAAUGUCACUUGUGACAGAAGCGUUGGCUGCACCUCCAGCAACAAACCCCCAGUGCAGCAGCCUGAGACGAGGCUUCCAGUGCUCAAUGCUGAGGCUUCAGGAUGAAUCCAAAUCUGACAGACCCCCAGACUCCUCAUCCACAACCUACCAUGAGCACUACCAGGCUCACUCAACCGAACAGGACACAACAACAGCUUCACACGGAGCUUCUGCAGCUGAGCCAGAAGCAGAGGACGCUCCCAGGCCAAACACCAGUUACCAGGACCAGAGCGGAGAGCAGGGUGAAGAGUACGAAACAGAGGAGCAGCUUCAAGCUCGAAUCCUGACCGCUGCUCUGGAGUUCGUCCCGCAGCACGGCUGGUCGAUGGAAGCCAUUGCAUCUGGUGCUGAGACACUUGGCCUGUCCUCAGCCUCCACUGGUAUGUUCCACAACGGAUCUGGAGACUUGGUUCUACAUUUCAUCGCCCAAUGCAACUCACAGCUGACAGAGAUCCUGGCUGAACAACACAAGCAGGUCCAGCUUGGCCAGGCCGAACCAAAGAAGACUGCUGACUUUCUGAGAGAUGCUGUGGAGACCAGACUGAGGAUGCACAUCCCCUACAUUGAAACAUGGCCACAGGCGAUGAGUAUCCUGCUCCUCCCUCACAACAUCCCAGACAGUCUGAAGCACCUCUCCACCCUGGUAGACGACAUCUGGUACUAUGCCGGAGACCGAUCCACAGAUAUGAACUGGUACACCAAACGGGCAGCGCUGACAGGCAUCUACAACACCACAGAGCUAGUGAUGGUCCAGGAUUCCUCUGCAGACUUUGAGGACACCUGGAACUUCCUGGACAACCGCAUCCAGGAUGUAGUGAACAUGGCCAGCACUGCCAAACAGGUGCAGUCGACUGGGGAAGCAGUUGUGCAGGGACUAAUGGGAGCUGCUGUGACUCUGAAGAACCUGACAGGAAUGAACCAGAGGCGAUGAAAACAUCUACCACUGAUCCUGACAGAGCGUGCAGGUCGUGUCAGGAGAUGCAGAUCAUCUUCUUUUGGCCUUUAUUUCUGAUGACCUGUAUGAAACGACUGUGGGAGUAUUGGAUUAUGACUCCUGAGUAAGCUCUCAUUUCACACAGGCCAUACACGUCCCUAGGUUCACCUGCAGGACCAGUGGAUGAGUCCGGUUUUCUUUCACUGCCCAUCAUGUUGUUAUCCUGCUCAGAUCUUUUUUUCUGUUUGUAUGAAAAGACACAGAUCUGUCAUGUUGCUGUUGGAUCAAGUGAGACUUCAAUAAAGUAGUUUAUUAUUGUAUA
Molecule: messenger RNA, 1434 nt
Organism: Paralichthys olivaceus (Japanese flounder)
Lineage: Eukaryota; Metazoa; Chordata; Actinopteri; Pleuronectiformes; Paralichthyidae
Source: RefSeq, a predicted model, not a curated record